Molecule: messenger RNA, 1436 nt
Organism: Centrocercus urophasianus (Greater sage-grouse)
Lineage: Eukaryota; Metazoa; Chordata; Aves; Galliformes; Phasianidae
Gene: BOLL
Product: boule homolog, RNA binding protein
Exons: 12
Coding region: 1-858 (285 amino acids)
Molecular function (GO): RNA binding
Source: RefSeq, a predicted model, not a curated record
AUGGAGCCCGACGGCGCGACUGCAAAUGAGACACAAACAGAAUCUUUAUCUUCGUCUCCCAACGCUAUGUCACCAGUGCCAUUGAAUAACCCAACCGGUGCACCAAGAUUUGGAACAGUUACUCCAAAUCGCAUCUUUGUAGGAGGAAUUGAUUUUAAGACCAAUGAACAUGACCUGAGGAAGUUUUUUGCUCAGUAUGGCUGUGUCAGAGAGGUGAAGAUAGUAAAUGACAGAGCUGGAAUAUCAAAAGGGUAUGGUUUCAUUACUUUUGAAACUCAGGAAGAUGCACAGAAGAUACUACAAGAGGCUAAAAAACUUAAUUACAAGGAUAAGAAGUUGAAUAUUGGACCAGCAAUAAGAAAACAGCAAACACGGAUUCCUCGUUCUAAUGUGAUACCAGAAGGUGGUACAAUGUACUUAACGACUUCAAGUGGAUAUCCUUAUAUUUACCAUAAUGGAGUGGCUUAUUUUCAUACUCCUGAAGUUGCUUCUGUUCAGCAGCCAUGGCCAUCACGCACUGUUUCCAGCUCACCUGUGGUGGUAACGCAACCAAUUUAUCAGCCUCCUACUUGCCAUUAUCAGGCACCAACGCAGUGUCUUCCAGGUCAGUGGCAGUGGUCUGUUUCACAGUCUCCAACCUCUUCGCCUUCGUUGUUUUAUCUGCACCCAUCUGAAGUUAUUUAUCAGCCGGUAGGGAUUGCCCAGGAAGGUGGUUGCGUACCUUCUCCUUUCCUUCUAGUGGAAGCUGCAGUUCCUGAGCCGUUUUCUGAUCAUGGAGUUCAAGCAACCCCUCACCAGCCUUUUGCCCAGAGUGCUGUAGCCAUGCCUGCACCUGCAGUGUGGAGCAUUCACUAUUAAGCACUUUGGGCAGCUUUAGUGUACCUGUUCUGAUUUUCUUGUCCAGUCCUUCCAGUGUGGCUGAGAUCAUCAACAUACCAGCUAGCAGCUGCCUGUUGUGAAGCUUAGGGAAUCAAGGUUGCAUUCUGUGAGAAGAAAUUUUUCACAUCUGUUGUCUCCUUGAGUCUGAAACCUUGGUAUACAAGAAGUCCCCAUUUUCAUCCUAGAAAAGAUUACAGACUGGAAGAUAAAAUUCUUACACCACCUUUACCUACAGACUCUGUAAAAUGGAUUUUUAGCCAUCCCAUUUGCUGGCGUUCCUAUCACGUGGAGGAAGUGUCGUUCCUGACUUGUAACAUUUGCCUGGAUGUGCCUAAAUGAAAAUGCCGUUAGCUUUUGUAAAGGAAGAGCAUUUGGUUUUGCAGUUUGGACAGGGAAACACCCAAAACUGUGUUUUUAUUCUAUAUAGCCUUUCUUAAUAAAAAUACUUUCACUGGACAAAAUUGUAAUUUCUAGUAUACAGCCUACUAUUUAGAUAUGGAUUACUUACAUAGAUUUAAUAAAAUAUGCCAUUUUUCAAGGGAAAAGUUACUUUUCAU